AUGUUGUCACAAGCAGGAAAUGAGAUUUUUAUCAAAGCUGUCAUCCAAGCUUUGCCAACCUACACAAUGUCUGUGUUUAAACUUCCUAAUUCACUACUUCAUGACAUCAAUAGGGUCAUUAACAACUUUUGGUGGGGGCAGCAGAGUAGUGAAAACAGGAUUCAUUGGAUUUCAUGGAAAAGGUUGGGAAAGGCAAAAACUGAAGGGGGAAUGGGUUUCAGGGAUUUUGAAGCUUUUAACAAGGCUUUGCUGGCCAAACAAUGCUGGAGGUUUAUACAACACCCUGAUUCCCUUGCUACUCAGGUGCUUAAAGCCAAGUAUUAUCCAAGUACCAACUUUCAAGAGGCAAAAGUAGGCUCCAAACCCUCUUAUGUUUGGAGAAGUUUCUUAGCUGCUAGGCUAUUAGUAGUGGCAGGAUCCUAUUGGAGAAUAGGUAAUGGUCAUCAAGCUCAGGUGUGGAAGGACAAAUGGAUAUUCUCUUCUAAUCCUAGUAAGGCCCAAAGCUCUGUUAGUGUGCUGGCCAAUAAUGCAAUAGUCUCAUCUCUCAUCGACACUACCACUAAGCAAUGGAAUUAUGCACUGGUGCAGCAGAUUUUCAGUCACAGAGAGGUAGAGUUCAUUAUCAAAACCCCUAUAAGCUUCCUCAAUAGCAGAGAUAGACUGGUUUGGCAAGGUACAAAAGAUGGUGAGUUCACAGUUAGAAGUGCAUACCAUAGGGAAUUAGAGAGAAGUCUUCCAGCCUCUAAUCAAGCAUCUAGCAGUUCCUCCCUCAAAGGCCUUUGGCAGCAGCUUUGGUAG
Juglans regia (Persian walnut) is the source of this 798-nucleotide messenger RNA. RefSeq lists its product as uncharacterized. NCBI's taxonomy places the organism in Eukaryota, Viridiplantae, Streptophyta, Magnoliopsida, Fagales, Juglandaceae. The record is from RefSeq and is a predicted model, not a curated record. Bases 1 to 798 code for a protein of 265 amino acids. The transcript has a single exon.